ACUUCCACAGCAAAAAUAAGAAGCUUAAUCAUCGUUUCAAGAAGUGUGAGAUAAGAGAGAGAUGGAAUUAGCAAGUAGAGCAAUGAACAUCGUCAACAGAUUGUUAAACAGCAACACUUUCGUCAACAUUUGUUUACUGGGUUCUUUCACAGCUCUUGGGGUCAGGUCUAUGAACCAAGAAAACUUAAUUGAAGCCCUAGAAUCCGAGAAACAAGCUAUUGCAGACUCCAACAAAGCUAUGAAAAAAUCAAUUUGGGAUUGGAAACAGAAGCUUUACGCUGAUGCUUCUUCCCCUGAAACCGCCAUUGUUCCUCUUUCUCGCCUUAAAGCCAUCUAUGGUGAAGUUGUCGCCAUCCCUUCUGAUGCAGAGGAAGCAGCAGAACCAUCUACUAAGCUUCUUAUCUGAAGUUGCUAGCUGAGUUGUCGGGAGCAACAUUUUAAUUCAUAGGAGAUGGGGAUUUACAAUUCCUGUAAUCAAUGCUGCCUAGUAUGCACAACGAUACCUUUCAUUUGUUGGGUUGCUGAUAUGAGGGAUUUUUGUAUAUUUUGGAACUUGAUCUUUGUGCAAAGAUGCAGAAUUUGGCUGCAUUUCUUAAAGAUUAGGUUAAUCUUCCAUAUAUUAUACCAACGAGAACUUUUUACAAUGGUAUCGUGUUCAUUACUUGAUAGGCGUGAUCCUUGUCCAAAUCAAAGCAAAAGAGGUUCUUGGUU
Chenopodium quinoa (quinoa) is the source of this 711-nucleotide messenger RNA. RefSeq lists its product as uncharacterized. Gene Ontology annotation, cellular component: mitochondrion. NCBI's taxonomy places the organism in Eukaryota, Viridiplantae, Streptophyta, Magnoliopsida, Caryophyllales, Amaranthaceae. The record is from RefSeq and is a predicted model, not a curated record. The transcript has 2 exons. The coding region runs from base 62 to 406 and encodes 114 amino acids.